CGUCUCUGUCCGUGUGCUUGUGCGUGUGGGGUGCUGUGCUUGCCACAUACACACGUACACACAUACACACACACACCAAGCUUCUGAUGAGUCGGUGAAAGUCCGACGAUACAGUCUGGCACAGUCAUGCUUUAUUUGAGUGUAAAGCGAAUAUGACAACACACACACAGACACACACACACACACACACACACACCCACAGAUACAGAGGUCCGCGGGGGAAAAUGAGGAGUAUGCUGCUCUCGAUUGAUGUUGGAAGCCGCGAAGAGGUGAACCUUCUUCUUUUCGUUCAAGGAGCGGUGAACAGCUCUGCGCUAAAGAGGUGCCUGUCACAACCUGGGUUACAAAUACCGUCUUGGAAAGCUCAAACUCUGUAGUCUAUACGUCAAGAAUGGAYAGUGUUAUUGGGGUCACGACUAGCAGGUGCUUAUUCGCUAAUGUCCGCCCCUCUCAUAGGGAUAGAUGGCGAAGUGGGAACAUCAUUCUCGGUGAGGCAACAUCACGUAGUUGUCAACGGUGGACCUCUUUUCCUAAGUCUUUURAGGGCUUCUGUCGUCAAACGUUGAUGACUUCAACAAUGGUGCCCCAUCGCCGCUUUAUAAGCCAUAACAGAACUGUGAAGGUGUUGGCGAAAGGAGAAGAGAAUGGCAUGGAUUGCGCCAUGAAGCAACGGCAUGGAAGUCGUGUGGGCAUCGGUGUUGCGGCAUGUGCUGUUCCAGAGCACCAGCAGCAGACAACAGGUGUGACAUUGCCUGAUGAACGUGAGGAACAGAAGUCGUCUGUUCAUUCCCAGAUUUCUGUCAAGAUUUGUGGUGUAGCUUAUCCAGAGGAUGCCACGUGGGCGGCAAGGUGUGGUGCUGACUUCGUUGGCAUGAUUUUGUGGCCGAAGUCUAAGCGCUCAAUCUCCCGUCAGCAAGCAGUUGAUGUGGCCAACGCUGCAAAGGAACAUGGAGCUGUUCCUGUGGGUGUCUUUGUGGAGGAGGGAGUUGAAGAGAUAGUUAAUUCGUGUACGUCCGCUGGCAUAGCCGUUGCUCAACUCCAUGGAGAUGGUGCAAUGCGUGCAUUGGGUGAUCUGCCAGAUUGGCUGCAAGUGGUGUAUGUUUUGAACGCUGACAAACAUGGGACACUGCAGCCAGCUUCACUGUUGGGAUUAACUGGGUCGCUGACUCCUGAAGAAGGUGGUGGUCAUGGUGUGCUUGUUAAUCGACGUGCUGACUGGGUGCUGAUUGAUGUGGUCUGUCUGGAGGAAGCGGUGUGAGCAUUGACUGGGAGAGGCUGAAAGUUCCACAGAAUAUCUCCAAGUAUGGCUGGUGGCUAGCAGGUGGUCUCCACCCUGGUAAUGUGAGGACAGCGGUCCGGAUUCUUUCUCCGGAUUUGGUCGAUGUUUCGAGUGGGGUUGCUGGGAUAGAUGGUGUGCGAAAGGACUUAAGUAAAGUCAAGUCCUUYAUCGAUAAUGCCAAGUCGGCAGUGCUCUCUGAUGCAGCAGCUAGAURAGAUGCUUUGUGUGUGUUUUCUUGGGCACCCAUCUUCGACCAUGUCCAUCUUCCUGCCUGCUGCUUCGACAGUCAUCCUGCAGCGUUAGUYGCUUUUCUGACGAACUAGUCUCUUGAGGUCACAGUUGUGACAUUUUUAGCCGAAGCGGAAUCCCGAAGGAGUUCGAAGAGUUUCCAUACGAAAUGCAUGGAAGGCUGCACAUUUUGGUCACUAUUUCUUCAGGGGUGUGUAUGGAGUCUGAAGUUUAGAUCAAAUACCGGGGAGAAUUACUUUCCACAAAAGUUGAAAUGGGUUGACAAUCGGUUACUUGUGGUGACAGGAUAUGCGCUGCAAUGGAACAGAGUGGAGUGAUCCUGCCGCAUUGGUUGGAAAACAAGGUCCCCCCAGGGUCUUGAGGUGCUGCUUCUCUUUCUUCUUCAAUGAGAGUGGUUGUGCAUAUUGGAUGCUGUUGGUUGGAAAACAAGGUGCCCCCGGGGUCUUUAGGUGCUCUCCUUCUCUUUCUUCUCCAGAAUAGAGAUAGUCAGUAUUAGGGGCAUGCUUUUCCAAAUCGAUCCAACCUGGUAGGCACCAGCUUUYUCCCUCCAGCUGUGGAUUUGUGCACCUCCACAAACUUCUGUUGUAUCUGUGUGCACCGAAUUUCGUGCCCAGGGAGGUUUCUAUGACAUCAUUCUUCACAGCAUGUCGUGCAUGGCACAGUGUUGCGAUCUUGUUACCUGGAGGAUGUGUGAUGUCUCGUCAUGUUAGAUAAUAUGUCUUGGGGUUCCAAGUCUACCCUUGACAGUCAGCUGAUCCCUGUUCGAUUUAUGAGGCCCUGGUAGUAGUAGGUGGUUCCUCUAGGUGGAACAGAGAUGUGGACCGUUUGAAUCUGGAGGCCGCACGCCACGGGMUUUGUAGUGGAAGCCUUGAUGUGAAGUAUGAGAGCAUGUCACUGGUGGCGUGGUAAAGCGGCUGGCGUUUUCUGCAGGAAUUGCCAUGAGUGAUUUUUUUUUGUCUUCUGCACUGACGAUCUCCAUUUCCGUGGUGAUUUGGUCUUCAAAUGCUCUUUGCUAUCCUUCUCUGUCGUGAGAGGAUUAGGAAUUUCUCUUUUCCUGGUGGUGAUGUCGAUGGUUGGUUACUCCAAGUAGCUUCUAGAUUGCUUCCUGUUCGAAAUGACGAGUUGGGAGACAAAUGUGUAUGUUCGUCGAUGUUGCUCCCUUCGUUGUUAUUAUCAAAUUGUUGCAGGCGAUAGCCGGACUCUCUUCUGUUUGAAGGCAGCAGUGAAGGAUCAUGCUAAGUCGAAUUGUCUUUUACAACGCCCAUUCCAGGUCAUGCGACAAACCGAGAGGUGGGUUGGUUAGAGACGGCGCAUCGGGGGAGAGGAAAGGAAGCAUUGUCACCUUGUGUGAACAUUUGCUCUGUCUGGCACCGUGGUCUCUGAAGUUUCCCCGGGAUGGAUAUGAAGAAGCAACUGAAGUUUAAGACGGAUGUGCACAAGAGGUGUUGAAAGAGCUCCAAUCAUAUGAUAAGGAAGUCGCAAGAGAGCAGGUGAAAGUAGACAAGAUGAAAGCAGAGGGAGGGAUCCCUUUGACAUCAAGCAGCAGGAAAACGUGCUUGCAGAGUCCCAAAUGUUGAUACCUGAUUGCCGCAGAAGGCUUGGUAAUGCUCUUCAAGACCUGAGGUCUUUGCUUUCUGAAUCAGAGGGCGAUGCUUCUGUAGAAGGAAUUGAAGAGUGCAAGGAGCAUUGUUGAUGCAGCUGUAACCAUAGAAGCAGCCCGAGGGGUUCAAAGUCCUUGUAUACUGUGAUAUACCUGCUGAGUCAUUCAUUCUCUGAAGGCCAUCCGUAAGAGGUCUCAUUUGUGCAGUGGAAGUUUCUGUAGGAGGCUGUCUUUCCCACAGAGCUGUCUUGAAGCGUGGAAGAACUACUUGCUGAUGCAGCAGCGUGCAAGCACUGUACAUGUCCGGAGAUGUGUAUGCUCUGACAAAUUUUGCUGAGCGAUACGUUUGUCUGAUCCCUCGCUUGCAGCUUCUUUCAUUUUCCUGCUCUCGUGUGCAGCUUCUUUCAUUUUCCCGCCCUGCAGCUAGGGGAGCUCCUUGUUAGACAUUCGGUUAGGCAACCGAAUCUGUAAUGCAGGUUGUUAAGAAAAAUGUUAGAUGGUUCUUGGAGGCUACCGACAGAAGAUGUUUCUGAGCAAUUCUUGCCUACUCUCUCUAAUGGCUUUUGGCAUGUCAUGUAAUCACGUGUAACUGAACUGUGUCAGCAAAGUGUCUGAUAAUCGAAACCCUGAUUYAAGGAUGGAGCGAGUGAGUUUUUUGCUUUGUUAGUCGAAGGAACAGGUCGUGCGCUCKAUUGUGCUCUGCCACAUUUCCUCAGGGAAGGGCAAGGAUCCUAGUGACAGGGAUGUCCCACUUCUUGCGCUGGCGAUUCACACCCUUCAGUUCAUCCUAGUUCUUUGUAUAGGCUCGGCCACAGGGGCGCAGAUGUCYGGGUUUAGAUGUGAUGCGGGUAGAGAUCAAGGCUUCAGCCACAGUCCCCAGUGUGUCAGUUUAGAUAUAUGACGCUGCCCAGUAUUACAGUGCAAGUGUGCAUAUGGCAGCUGGAUGUGUGGGCACUCCCAAUGCAACCACACAGACACAUGCAGCUUGCACCUUUAGACCACCAAUAUUCGGACCAGCUAGGCCGUGCACACCCUUCAGCUACCCUGGUGCUUUGGAUAGGCUCUGCCUACCGGACCGAAAAGGAUGGCGACACCCAUUGUUCGGCCCUCAAACGUGCCUGUUUGGAGUUUAGAGGGUGGGCAAAUCGAGCGCUGAUAAAAGAAGCCUUUGAAA
Molecule: messenger RNA, 4302 nt
Organism: Chara braunii
Lineage: Eukaryota; Viridiplantae; Streptophyta; Charophyceae; Charales; Characeae
Source: the annotation of a GenBank genome assembly